CGAAAACGAUGUCCAUUGUCCAGCCCGCCCCCCGUUUGAGAAUGGAGACACUCUCUAUCUAGUCGGGAACAGACAUGACAGACAGCCGCCAUGACCCGCUUUCUAACGCCUUCGAAAAUCGGCCUCUUGGCUCUCGUCGAGCUGUACACUGAUGCAAUUGUGCCUACCUCCUCCACGAUACCGAUCCUGUCCUUUAUCCUCAACCAGCUACUUCCGAACAAUUUGAAAUCACAACCCAGAGACCUGGCCUCGUUGCAGUCUCUGCCCUUCCUUCUCGAUCUCAAAGCUUUCGAAACCGUGCUGGCUGUCCACCCUGCAGCCUCUGGACUCCCUGGCCGGUCACUAUGGGACCAUUUCCUCAAAAAGAUAUGGGACAUUGAUAGCUUGGACGCUUUACAUGUGUUCUUUGCACGACGGACGAAUCUGCUUGCGAAGAGUCGAGACGACUUGAAAAAAGAUGGCGAGAUGGGCAUACCUCCUCCAUCAGAGGAUAUGAUUAUGUUGUCUCGCUCAUCGCCCUUUGGAAGCUUCGUACGGAGGUCCAAAGUCGAGUUUGAGCGUCUGAGGUUUGGUGAUGCCUUGGCUCUAUGGACUGCAUUUAGAAAAUGGCGAGAGGCCUCGAAAACAUACUGGUCUAGGAGGCAUGGAGCCCUCGGGAGAUGGACUGGAGACAGUGCUUUGGCUGAUGGGGAGGAAGAAUGGGGAAUGGGGGCGACCGAAAUGCUGGAGCUUGUUGCAUAUGGUGGGUUGAGCCUGGAAGAUACGGAUGAGGGCUGUGUCAGCUCUGAUGAGAUUGAGAAGCUUUUGGAAUUUCAGGUGGAGCAAAUGCAAAAAAUUGGUAGUAGAAUACCGAUGGAGGUGAAGGACAAGUUUAAAAGUAUUCUUGACGAGAGCAUCAUGGUUCCAAGCUUGGCUCAUUAUCUCAACUUUCUUGACUCCUGGAGAUCUGGCGACUAUCCCACAUCUUUUGACAACCUUCAUCGGUACUUCGACUAUACCAUGCAAAAUAGAGACCGCCUCUUUUACCAAUACGCUCUUAUGAACUUAGCCGUCCUUCAAGCAGAUUUCGGCUGUUACGACGAGGCUGUAGCUGCCAUGCUAGAAACUAUUUCCACUGCCAGGGAAAAUAAGGAUAACCCUUGUCUGAAUUUCGCCCUCAACUGGAUGUAUCAUUUUGGCAAGGCUCACCCCAAUAUUAUCAAAGGCACCGAGUCAACGAAUAUGCUUGGUGUAGAACGAGAAGGACUAGCAUUUCUUCGAAUAAAGGCCAAGGAGACUGGGAUGUGGACACUCUGGAGCUCUUCGCUUCUUAGUGAGGCAAAGUUGGGCAUGUCCAAUGGCGAAAGUGUUGCGACCAUUUUUGAGAAUAUCUUGAAAAGCUCGCAUCUCAUAGUAGACAAGAACAUGAAGAGCAUGAUGGGCCCACAGGUGGCAAUGUACUCUGCGUUAUGGGCACGGUUGGGAGUUACCAACUUAUCGAGGCAGCAUUGCGACGUUUUUUUGAGCUGCCAUGCCCGUUAUGCCCUCUUCGACGACACCUUGAGAUUUACAGGUCGAAUUGCCCAUCUGCUUACUGAGAAGGGAUGUUACGACGAAGCCAUGGAAAAGAUGGAGAGUUUGGAUGUGAACUCCCUACGAUCGUGGAAAACUAACCAGUAUUGGCUAAAGUACCGAGGCAUUCUUCGUCUGAAGCGCGAUCUUCACAGAAAUAACCUGGAUGGCGCGGAUCAAUUGUUAUCACAGCUUCUCCAGUCCAACGGAGCUGACUCUGACCCAGACCUGUCUUUUGAGAUUAACUCUCUUCAUAUCGACUAUCUCAUCCGACGAACAGAUUACGGUCGUGCAAUGACCAAGAUUGAGCAGCUCGCUACUGCAAUGAAGGAAGAUGGAGACGACAUCAACUUGAGAAUCAAACUCCUGACCAUGAAAGCAUUACUGCAAGAAAAAUGCGGACGCCCACAAAAGGGCUUCUCUGUUGCCGUUCGAGCUGCUAGCAUAGCGUGGCGAGCAAGACUUAUCCCGGCUCUAUGGGGUGCGAUGGCCGUGAUUGCCAACAUCUUGACAUCGCUGUCCGAGUUUCAGGCCUCAGCCCAAAUUUUGAUCUCAAUCUUACCGCGGGCCUUGCAAUGCGAAAAUUGCUCCUUGAAUGCCCAACUCUAUUCCUUCCUCGUCAAUGCAUACAUGGGUAUGGCGGGGCAAGCCAAGGAUAGCCUGAAGAGAAAGCAGAACCUAACAAGUUGUUUGGAGUUCAUUGACAGGGCUUUCAACGAAUAUUCCGUUCUUGAAGAUAUCAAGGGGCAGUGUGAGAUGAUGGCGAAGAAAGCAACAAUAAUGAGAGUUGUGGGGGAAAAGGUAUUGGCAAAUGAUUAUGCAAGUGCCUACCUGGACUUGAAGAAAGAGGCCGCACUGGUUGCUUAGAUUAAGAUAUGAUAUCCACGAUGAGAUGUUAAAAGGAAUGUAUAAUUUGCUGCCCAUAACAUAC
This is a messenger RNA of Hyaloscypha bicolor E, 2482 nucleotides long. RefSeq lists its product as uncharacterized. Gene Ontology annotation, cellular component: anaphase-promoting complex. Gene Ontology annotation, biological process: anaphase-promoting complex-dependent catabolic process; positive regulation of mitotic metaphase/anaphase transition; protein K11-linked ubiquitination. The transcript has 3 exons. NCBI's taxonomy places the organism in Eukaryota, Fungi, Ascomycota, Leotiomycetes, Helotiales, Hyaloscyphaceae. The record is from RefSeq and is a predicted model, not a curated record. Bases 91 to 2418 code for a protein of 775 amino acids.